AACUAUGUGAAUUAAACUACAGAGGAAAAAGACGAUUAAAGCAACUAUCUCACCUAUGUAGGCAAUCAAAUAUGAAAAUGUAGCCCAUGAAAUAAUAUAUUUAGAGACGGCAGUGAGUGUUAUUACUGCUGAAGGGUGUGUCUCUAUAGUGAGUGUGUGCGCAGUGAAAGAGGAGGUCUUCUUGGGCAAACUGAACCCAGUCUCUCCACCCUUUUGCUCAGCGCUGCCAGACUACCUCAUCCGCAUACAGCUUCUUAUAAAUCCACUUUUUUUAUCGCUUGUUUACCGGAUUAUACCCUACACCGAUUUAUGCGGACUUUUCUACGACUUGUUCUCCAAGCUGCACUACGGAAAUCUCUUUGAAAUCAUACGGGAUUGAAACCAGAAGUGCCAACCACAGGAAUCGGGUUGUGUGUGUAUUUCCACAGCAUUUCCCAUUUGUGUGUGUGCGUGUGUGUGUGUUAGUGUGUAUGUGUGUGUGGAACUCUACGGGCCCAGAGUUUUCAUUCUCAGUCUAAAAAGAUGUACCAAGUUGUAAGGAAGCUGUUUUUUACGGACUGUCGGUGUGCUGAGGAUGCGUCCAAAACGUACGAGGAGCUGUUCGCUAAACUGGACACCAACAAGGAUGGGAAAGUGGAUGUUUCCGAGCUGAAGGCGGGCCUGGCUGCCAUGGGCAUCCAAACUGGGAAAGGAGCAGCUCAGAAAAUAGUUUCCUCCGGAGACCAAAACAAAGAUGACGGGCUCGACUUCAACGAGUUCUCCAAGUAUCUGAAGGAACAUGAGAAGAAGUUACGACUGACCUUCAAGAGCUUGGACAAAAACAAUGAUGGCCGAAUAGACUUCACAGAAGUUCAGCAGUCACUUGCAGAUCUAGGGCUAGACAUCAGCAAGGAGGAGGCAGAGAAGAUCCUUCAAAGUAUUGAUGUGGACGGCACCAUGACUGUGGACUGGAAUGAAUGGAGGGAGCAUUUCCUGUUUAACCCAGCUACCAACCUGCAGGAGAUUAUCCGCUACUGGAAGCACAGCACGGUGCUGGACAUUGGUGACAGUCUCGCCAUCCCAGAUGAGUUCACAGAGGAGGAGAAGACCACUGGUCUGUGGUGGAAGCAGCUAUCGGCGGGGGCCAUGGCAGGCGCGGUGUCCCGUACAGGCACCGCCCCGCUGGACAGAAUGAAAGUCUUCAUGCAGGUGCAUGCCUCCAAGAGCAACAAAAUCAGCCUGGUUGGUGGUUUCAAGCAAAUGUUAAAAGAAGGAGGCGUGGCGUCUCUGUGGAGAGGAAACGGUAUUAACGUCCUGAAGAUCGCCCCCGAGACGGCCAUUAAAUUCAUGGCCUAUGAGCAGUAUAAGAAGCUGCUGUCCAGUGAACCAGGGAAGGUCAAGACCCACGAGAGGUUCAUGGCUGGAUCGUUGGCUGGAGCAACAGCACAAACAGCUAUUUACCCCAUGGAGGUGAUGAAAACCCGACUGACCUUGAGGAAGACGGGACAGUACUCAGGAAUGUUCGACUGUGCCAAGAAAAUCCUGAAGAAGGAGGGAGUGAAGGCGUUUUAUAAGGGCUACAUUCCCAAUAUUCUGGGCAUCAUACCCUACGCUGGGAUAGAUCUGGCAGUGUACGAGAGCUUGAAGAACGUCUGGUUGGCUCGCUACGCCAAAGACACAGCCAACCCAGGUGUUCUGGUGCUGCUGGGCUGCGGGACCGUCUCCAGCACCUGUGGCCAGCUGGCCAGCUACCCCCUGGCUCUGAUCCGCACCAGGAUGCAGGCACAAGCGUCCAUGGAAGGCUCAGAGCAGCUGCCAAUGAACCUGAUGGUGAAGAAGAUUCUGGAAAAGGAAGGCUUCUUUGGACUUUACCGUGGCAUCCUGCCCAAUUUCAUGAAGGUCAUCCCGGCUGUCAGCAUCAGCUACGUGGUGUAUGAGUACAUGCGUUCUGGCCUGGGUAUUCAGAAGUAGAGAGCAGAGCAUUUUUAUUUUGAAACACUUCCCUUCCAACAUAUUCGGGAAACUGUCACGUAAGGAACUUGUUUACCUGUAGGUCACCAAAGUCUGGACUCAAACUGCUGCAGAUGGAGCCAUUGUAGAAGUUUUAAAAGUAAUUGCAGGACUUUGACUAAACACUUGAGCCA
This is a messenger RNA of Thunnus maccoyii (southern bluefin tuna), 2123 nucleotides long. RefSeq names its product solute carrier family 25 member 24 (gene slc25a24). The record is from RefSeq and is a predicted model, not a curated record. Bases 523 to 1950 code for a protein of 475 amino acids. The transcript is spliced from 10 exons. Gene Ontology annotation, cellular component: mitochondrial inner membrane. Gene Ontology annotation, biological process: transmembrane transport. NCBI's taxonomy places the organism in Eukaryota, Metazoa, Chordata, Actinopteri, Scombriformes, Scombridae. Gene Ontology annotation, molecular function: calcium ion binding; ATP transmembrane transporter activity.